Molecule: messenger RNA, 417 nt
Organism: Malassezia vespertilionis
Lineage: Eukaryota; Fungi; Basidiomycota; Malasseziomycetes; Malasseziales; Malasseziaceae
Gene: GOT1
Product: Golgi Transport
Exons: 4
Coding region: 1-417 (138 amino acids)
Biological process (GO): endoplasmic reticulum to Golgi vesicle-mediated transport; retrograde transport, endosome to Golgi
Cellular component (GO): Golgi membrane; Golgi cis cisterna; COPII-coated ER to Golgi transport vesicle
Source: RefSeq, a predicted model, not a curated record
AUGUGGCUCAGUGACCAGCAAAAAAUCGGUGUGGGGCUUGUCUCAGGGGGCAUUUUCUUUUUGUUUAUGGGCGUAGUUCUCUUUUUGGAUGCGACGCUCCUUGCCCUUGGCAAUAUAUUGUUUGUCGCGGGCAUUGCCAUGCUCAUUGGGCCGCAAAAAACGCUGUCCUUCUUUGCGCGGAAGCAGAAAAUUCGAGGGACACUGUGCUUUUUUGCAGGCAUGACGUUGGUGUUUUUGCGCUACACAUUUUUCGGGAUGCUCGUGGAGACGGUCGGGUUCCUCAACUUGUUUGGUGAUUUUUUCCCCGUCAUUCUUUCUUUUCUUCGGCAGGUACCCGGGGUUGGAACGCUGCUCACUUUGCCGGGACUUGGUGGCGCGCUGGAUCAACUGGCCGGUGUGCGGCGCUCGGCUGUGUAG